Messenger RNA from Perca flavescens (yellow perch), 1425 nucleotides. RefSeq names its product toll-like receptor 13. The record is from RefSeq and is a predicted model, not a curated record. The coding region runs from base 1 to 657 and encodes 218 amino acids. Gene Ontology annotation, biological process: toll-like receptor signaling pathway; inflammatory response. Gene Ontology annotation, cellular component: plasma membrane. NCBI's taxonomy places the organism in Eukaryota, Metazoa, Chordata, Actinopteri, Perciformes, Percidae. Gene Ontology annotation, molecular function: signaling receptor activity. The transcript has 6 exons.
AUGAGGCUGCUGCUGCAAAGAGGAGAGUUCAUCCGUACGGGCAGGGGACACCCCUACGGGGGCAGCUUGGACUCCUCUUUAACCGCCCAUGUCUGUCAACAGUGUAACCAGAAAACACAUGAGUGUAAGUGUCUAGUUCCUGAUGAGCUGCAGUUGAAGAGACAAACUACUCUUGUCUUGCUGAUUCCUCCUGACAUGACUCCAGAGAUAAAAGCCUGGGUCUACGAAGAGAUGCUUCCAGUGCUGGAGGGGGAGCAAGGAUGGAAACUCUGUCUGCACCACAGAGACUUCGAACCAGGUAAGCCCAUCGUAGAAAACAUUACAGACGCCAUCUACGGCAGCAGGAAGACCAUCUGUGUGAUCAGCCGACACUACCUGCAGAGCGAGUGGUGCUCCAGAGAGAUCCAGAUGGCCAGCUACCGUCUGUUUGACGAGCAGGACGAUGUGCUGAUCCUGCUGUUUAUGGAGGACAUCCCUGCCUGCGAGCUGUCUCUGUACUACCGAAUGAGGAGUCUGGUGAAGAGACGCACCUACCUGAGCUGGCCGCAAGCCGGUCAACACACGGGAGUCUUCUGGCAGAACGUACGGCGAGCUCUGAUGACACCUGGAAGUCCCACGGACAACCCAACCAUGAGUUUCUUUCAGAUCCAGGAAUGAAAAACAAACCGUUUUUUGUUUAAACUGUAAUAAAUAAUACAUUUCAAAAGGGAUUUAAAUGGGCUCUUAUACCUGUAAAAAGGUAAUUUGAUAUAUGGGAUGGAUACACAAACCGAAGACCCGAUGGGCCAGGCCGGGUUUGGACAGAUAUUUAGAAAUGAGGUUUGGGUUGGGCUCAGUCACAUCAACGCAAUAAGGCAUUGAACGUUUCAAAUUUUAAAAAGCUUUUUAUGUGCGCUUGUUGCCCCGUGUGCUCUGAUGCAAACGUACAUGUGUCAUUAGUAUGAGAAAAAAACGAGAUUUUAACUGGGUCGGCCUCGGACAUAAAUAUCUUAAUGUCUGUCAGGCUUGGGCCUUGUUAAGUUAAUCGGAAAAUAGGGGUACCAGUUUGUCAUAAGUUUUAAAAGAUCUGUUGUGAGUAGAUUGCAAUGACAUUGUAUUUUUAUUCAAGGAACUUCAUCGGGCAACUUUUACUGUUUGAAUAGUGACUAGUGGCCAAUUAGAAUAGACAGUAAAGUAUUUCAUAUGAACCACUUUCUGUGACACAUGUUUUAUUAAUGUACUGAACUGUAACAGAGGUCUGUGGUGUCCUGGUCACAUGUUGAGUGUUUUUCUGAAUGACAUUUAGUCUAAUUUCAUUCACAAAGCACAUGGAUACUACAGCUGUCUGUCAGGGCCACCUGAGGGCUGUUUGUGUCAAUGGGUGUUAGAGAGAGAGAGAAAGACAGAGAGAGACAGAGAGAAAGAUAGAGACACAGAGAGACGGAG